GUUAACAGUGCUACCAACAACAGUCGUUCUGUACUUGUUUUUAUCGGGACGAAUACGUUAAUUAGCUAUUGCAAUAAAUGAAUUAUAAGUUUAGAUAACAGUGUUUAUCAUUUGUUCGUUUGUUAAAUUUUUACAGCUCGUGUUCAGAUAAUGCGUUUGGGACAUUUCACUAAAAGUUUUGACCAUAGGUUUUGACCAAAAAUCCCUAACUGAAAGAGGAGGUUUGGCGUUUCGACUUAUCAAAAAUGCCAACCACUCCACCCCAAAUAUCUCCCGUGGAGGAACAGGAAAAGUACCUUCAGGAUGCCUUGGGGGUGGUCAAAGCACAGGCUUUUCAUAUGAAAAGAGCUCUCGAUAAAAACAAACUGAUGGAUGCAUUGAAGAACGCUAGUGCGAUGCUUGCCGAACUGCGGACGUCUUUAUUAUCACCCAAGAGUUAUUAUGAGCUUUACAUGGCCAUCACAGACGAGUUGCGCCACUUGGAACUCUAUCUUUUGGAUGAGUUUCAAAAGGGGCGCAAAGUUACAGAUUUGUAUGAACUUGUACAAUACGCCGGGAACAUUGUCCCCCGACUCUAUCUUUUAAUCACAGUCGGUUUAGUUUAUAUUAAAACAAACAGCGCGUUAAGACGCGACCUACUCAAGGAUUUAGUAGAAAUGUGUAGAGGAGUGCAACAUCCAUUACGCGGCCUUUUCUUGCGUAAUUACCUGCUGCAGUGUACGAGGAACGUCCUGCCAGAUAGCCCUGAUUCUGACGCUGAUAAUCCUGAGGGAACUGUGAGGGAUUCUAUUGAUUUUGUUUUGAUGAAUUUCGCCGAAAUGAACAAAUUGUGGGUCAGGAUGCAGCAUCAAGGCCAUUCGAGAGAACGACAACAUCGGGAAAGGGAAAGAGAAGAACUCAAAAUUCUAGUGGGGACAAAUCUGGUUAGGCUGAGCCAACUAGAGUCUGUUACAUUGGAGAAGUACCAAAAACUCGUUUUGCCCGGGAUUUUAGAACAGGUUGUGAGCUGUCGGGACGCCAUCGCGCAGGAGUACUUGAUGGAGUGCAUAAUCCAAGUGUUUCCUGACGAGUUUCACAUCAAAACCCUCAAUCCGUUCCUAAAAUCAUGCGCCGAGUUGGAAUCUGGUGUCAAUGUGAAAAACAUUGUCAUAAGUUUAAUGGAACGUUUGGCUUUGUUCAGUCAAAGAUCUGACGCUUUGGGCAACGAAGGAGCAACAAUUCUGCAACAAGUCCAACUCUUUGAAGUUUUUUCGGAUCAAGUAGCUUCGAUCAUAGCCAAUCGGCAGUAUUUACCACCGGAAGACAUGAUCGCACUGCAAGUAGCUUUGGUGAAUUUGGCCUUGAAGUGUUACCCUGAUCGUAUUGAUUAUAUCGAUAAGGUGAUGUUGAAUAGUGUUGAAGUUUUCCAACGUUUGGGACUUGAACAUCUUGAAUCGAACUCGUUGGUGGCCAAAGAGUUGCAAAAAUUAUUAAAAAUACCAUUGGAUAAUUAUAAUAAUUUAUUAACCAUUUUAAAAUUGAAGCAUUAUGCCGGUUUGAUGCAACAUUUAGAUUACGCGGGACGGAAAUCUUUGAGUAUUUAUAUCUUGAAUAAUGCUCUAGAUAACGACACCAUUGUACCGACGCAAGAAGAGACUGAACAAGCUUUAAAUUUGUUGAGUCCUUUAGUUAACGAUAAGGAAGAACAACCACUUGGAGAGCUUGAUUUGGAAGAAUUGGCUGAGGAGCAGUGUUUAUUGGCUAGAUUUAUCCACCAAUUGAAAUCUGACGUCGCUGACGACCAAUACCUCAUCCUCACGGCAGCUCGCAAGAUCUUGGGCGGCGGUGGUCCUCAACGUAUCAAAUACACGUUUCCCCCGAUCCUCUUCCAGGCCUAUCUCCUCGCCUACAAAUACAAAGAAAUCAAAGACGAGAAAUGGGAAAAGAAGUGUCAGAAAAUUUUCCAGUUUUGCCAUUCCGCCAUCACGACCUUAGUCAAGGCCGAGUUGGCAGAACUACCUUUGCGCUUAUUCCUCCAGGGGGCGCUCGCGAUCGACCAAAUCGGGUUCGAAAACCACGAGACUGUGGCUUACGAAUUCAUGUCUCAAGCAUUUUCACUUUAUGAAGAUGAAAUUUCCGAUUCGAAGGCUCAAUUAGCUGCCAUAACCCUAAUCGUAGGGACUUUGGAACAAAUCAGUUGUUUCUCGGAAGAGAAUUCGGAUCCGUUGCGAACGCAGUGUGCUUUGGCAGCGAGCAAGCUAUUGAAGAAACCUGAUCAGUGCCGAGGUGUCGCCACCUGUUCUCAUUUGUUUUGGAGCGGGAAGAGUUUGGCGAGUAACAGGGAGGAGGCGCACGACGGAAAGAGAGUGGUGGAGUGUCUCAAAAAGGGGCUGCGGAUAGCCAAGCAGUGCAUGGAUGUCAGCGUGCAAGUUCAGUUGUUUGUUGAGUUGUUGAAUCAUUAUAUCUAUUUCUUUGAGAAAGGGAACGAUCAAGUGAGUGUGCAGGUUCUGAACCAAGUUAUUGGAAAGAUUAAAGAGGAGUUGCCGAAUUUAGAGAGUUCUGAUGAGACAGAUCAGAUUACUAAACAUUUUAAUAACACUUUGGAACAUCUGAGGGCAAGACUUGAGACGCCUGAUGCAGAUGGAGUUUCGUACGAGGGACUGGAACUUUGAAUGCGAUCGUAUUGAAUUAUUGUUAAUUGUAUUGUUUUUUAAUAUAAUAUGUAUAUUAUGAUCUAUCGAAAUAAAAAUAAUGGCACCAA
This is a messenger RNA of Tribolium castaneum (red flour beetle), 2740 nucleotides long. RefSeq names its product Vacuolar protein sorting 35 (gene Vps35). NCBI's taxonomy places the organism in Eukaryota, Metazoa, Arthropoda, Insecta, Coleoptera, Tenebrionidae. Gene Ontology annotation, cellular component: retromer complex; retromer, cargo-selective complex; late endosome. Bases 246 to 2651 code for a protein of 801 amino acids. Gene Ontology annotation, biological process: intracellular protein transport; retrograde transport, endosome to Golgi. The transcript has 6 exons. The record is from RefSeq and is a predicted model, not a curated record.